Messenger RNA from Echinococcus granulosus, 636 nucleotides. RefSeq lists its product as hypothetical. The transcript has 3 exons. The record is from RefSeq and is a predicted model, not a curated record. Bases 1 to 636 code for a protein of 211 amino acids. NCBI's taxonomy places the organism in Eukaryota, Metazoa, Platyhelminthes, Cestoda, Cyclophyllidea, Taeniidae.
AUGGAGCAUUGGGAGACGAGGCCAGUCAAGACGGGACGAUGCGAGACAGAGGGGGUUGAGAUGUGGUGUUGGUCUAAGGCGUCAGACUCAAGUGAAUGCACAUUCUGGGAAUUCUGGUCCUCCGAUGAGGGCGUGGGUUCAAAUCCCACCGCUGACACAUCCUUUGCCAUCGGCACCGGGAUACAGAGGAAAGUGCAGCCUCGUUUCAUCAUUGUCCAGGUUGCCAUCAACUACUCGGACACGGGCAGCAUCGCAAUUUCGGCGCACAAUCUUGGCUUCGCCACCAUUACUUCUCUCGACUACUUGGCAGAGGUGUGGUCAGUUGCCAAUGUGAUGCAAAAUCGUCAAUUAAUGGAAUCGUGUCUUCCACCGAUUGUGAGGCAUUUUGAAAAUCUAUGCUUGCGAGGUGAGAUGCUGAUGCACGCAACAGCGGAGUACUUUGAGGUCCUACUGGACAGGAAACGCCAAGGUGGCAUGAGUGAGGAAACCAAAUUUAAAGUGAUUUCCAAAUGGCUUGAUGCAGGAAGAGAGGAAUGCGGUGUGGAGAAAAGGCCAAAGGCAUUUGGAAAGACGAAUUCCAAGAAUGACGUGUACAGGCUGCCUCCACAGAGUCAAACUGAGUAUUGGGAGUAUUGA